This is a messenger RNA of Xyrauchen texanus (razorback sucker), 2832 nucleotides long. It is a transcript of the gene gpr161a, whose product is annotated as G protein-coupled receptor 161b. Gene Ontology annotation, biological process: G protein-coupled receptor signaling pathway. Bases 551 to 2131 code for a protein of 526 amino acids. Lineage: Eukaryota; Metazoa; Chordata; Actinopteri; Cypriniformes; Catostomidae. Gene Ontology annotation, molecular function: G protein-coupled receptor activity. The record is from RefSeq and is a predicted model, not a curated record. The transcript is spliced from 6 exons. Gene Ontology annotation, cellular component: recycling endosome; membrane.
UCGUCUUUGGUGGUCCACAAGCGAAUUCCUUAAGAAAAACAAAACAACUGAAGUGUUUAAAAAAAAAAAAAAGCUUAAACAGCUAUCGAUCUUUAAAAGUUUGCAAAGUGUAUAUCCACUCGACCAUGUCUUGACUGAGAUUUGUGUUAAAUGAACGUUCACUUUAUUGUCAAAAGUAAACUCGGACAUACAAAGUUUACAUAUUACAAACACACGAUGUUUUACCAUAAGUUCAGGACAAUAAAUACAUUUAUGACCAACUGAAUUGGAUUUGUUGUCUAUACAGGGACAACGGCGAACGACAGACCACACACAGCACAGGCUGGGAGAGUCGGGGAAGAGAUGAUCCGCCAUUGCGGAGGUAGUUUCGCUCCGUCUCUCCAUCAGAGUCAAACUGCAAAUAAAGUCAGGAUACCGACACAUCUAAUGUAAAGCGAGAUUGAGUAAGAUAUAACAAAACGAGAACUCCUUGUGAGAUGACCAAGCAAUGGAUCCACAGCAUCUUCAAACACAUCCCUGGUCUCCAUUUGGAUGAUGUACCAUCCUUACCAUGAACACCAGCAACAAUGAAACCUUGCUGGGGAAUGUUACAGAUGUGGGAGACAGUAGGAUCUGGGUGGUGGAGUCUGUCGUCAUCUUAGCGAUUGCCCUGUUUGUUUGUCUGGGCAACCUGCUCGUCAUGUUGACCCUUUAUCGUAAGCCCUACCUCCUAACGCCAAGCAAUAAGUUUGUCUUUAGCCUGACACUGUCCAACCUCCUGCUGUCUUUAUUGGUGUUGCCAUUUGUGGUUGCCAGCUCUCUUAAUGGAGAAUGGCUCUUUGGUGUUGUGUGGUGCAACUUCACAGCACUGUUAUAUCUGCUCAUCAGCUCUGCCAGCAUGCUCACUUUGGGAGCCAUUGCCAUCGACAGGUACUAUGCAGUGCUGUUCCCUAUGGUGUACCCUAUCAAGAUCACAGGAAAUCGGGCAACAGUAGCUAUCGUCUAUCUGUGGCUGCAUUCUCUGGCGGGCUGCAUUCCUCCUCUGUUUGGCUGGUCAUCAUUUGAGUUUGACCGCUUCAAGAAGACAUGCACGGUAGCUUGGUAUAGUGAGAUUGGCUUCACUGCCUUCUGGGUCGUAUGGUGCUGCCUGAUUCCUCUCUUUGCCAUGUUGGUGUGCUACAGCCUCAUCUUCCGUGUUGCACGGCACAAGGCUCGUAAGGUGCAUUGUGGGACAAUUGUAGUAACUGAAGUGCCCUCGUCAUCUAAUAGAAAUGGACGAAAGAACUCCACUACCUCUCUUUCGUCCAUGGGAAGUCGUAAAGGUAUGAUCUAUGCUGGCAGUCAGUGUAAAGCCCUGGUCACAAUUUUGGUGGUGGUUGGCACCUUCUUGAUCACAUGGGGGCCAUAUGUGGCCAUGAUUUGCACAGAGGCAGCAUGGGGGAAAGGAAGUGUGUCACCAGGACUGGAGACUUUGGUGACUUGGCUGUCGUUUGUCAGUGCUGCCUGUCAUCCUCUCAUAUAUGGGCUGUGGAAUAAGACUGUAAGGAAAGAGCUGCUUGAUAUGUGCUGCGGUAACCGCCACUACCGAGAAUAUUUCAUCAGUCGCCACAGGAAGUCCCGUCUCUUUAGCAUUUCGGACCGAAUUACAGAUCUUGGUAUGUCUCCACACCUGACGGCCAUGUUGGCAGGUGGAGGGCAGCUUUUAGGUGCUGGAAGCAGCACAGGAGAUACUGGCUUCAGCUUUUCCCAGGACUCAGGUACAGAUAUCAUGUUGCUGGAAAACUGUUCUGAGGGUGCUGAAAGCUCACACUACAGCGCGUUGUUCAACAAGCGCAAGAGCUCAGUCAUGUUUGAGGAUGAGGUUGAUCAGCAGUCUAAAGGUGAAGAUCAGUCCAGGCACCUGGUGAAGGUGGAGAUACAUCAGAUGAUUGACAGCUUUGCAUCCAGAAUGGCGAAAACCAUUGAGAGCGAUGCCAAACUUUUUCUGUUCGGAGCAGAGUCUCUGACUGACAGUAUUUCAUGUCGACCGGCACAGAGGGGCUCACGAUACCCGGACGGUCAGAGGGUUCGACUGCAGAGUAUUGAUGAGGGAAUUGUGAAUGAUGAAAAGGGUGAAGAUGAGGAGUAUGAAAUAGAGGAAAUAUGUGCGUAGAGUUGAUAGGGGCAAGUUAUCACACUAUGUAGGAUAAGUUGUUAAAAAAGUAACCUGCCAUUAAAUAGAUUAUUAUGGGCAAUUUAGGUCACAUGAGCAAUUCUUUUUUUUGUUGUUUUGAGUGAAGUAUUGCUUAAAUAUGCAGAUUUUUCUGUGUUCGCCUGCUUUUAAAAUAUUGUGCAUUGCUUCAUAUCAUAUUUUCCAUGUGUGGCCAGUAGUAUGUGGCCAUGCUUAUAAACAUUUUAGAAUAAUGUUUAGACCUGCCAACAGUGCCUAUAUGAACUGCUAUUUAGAACAGGGUUAUUCCAAAGUUUGUGUAAAAAGCAAAAUAUGUCAAUUUCCACUAUCACCAGUUCUGAUGGUGACGAUCCUUAACAGUUUUAGGCCUUCAGUUUUGUUGUUUUCUAGCACUGCCUGAACUUAUAAUCUUCAGGAACUACAAUGACAACAUCAUUUUUUAUAUUCUGGUAGGGUCAUGGUAUACAAAUUAGACAUUUCAGUGAAUGUUUGUUUUUCUUUCUCAAUUUGUGCCUAAAGCCGUUCAUAAUAUUUGUACUACCAUGUCUUAUUUUUUAAAUUCUCCAGACCUGAAGGUGAAUAUUAUUUUAUUGAUUUAAUGUCUGUAUGUUCUUUUGGUAUAUAGCUGUCUUUAUAUUACAUUAUUUCAAGAUGUAAACAUUUUGUAACAUUGAAUGACUAAU